AUGGCAUCUUCCGCCCAACUAAGCGCCCUAGAAGCCUUCCUCCAAGACCAUCCCACUAUCAAGUACACCCCACCUUCAUCUCCGGAGUACGCUUCCGCCCGCAAAGUCUGGAACAACGCUCGUCUCGACAAUCCACUAGCUGUAGUUCAGCCGCAAUCGCCCUCUGACAUCGUCGCCAUUAUUAAGUUCGCCAAGUUCAAUUCUGUCCCUUUCACACUACGUUCAGGCGGCCAUAACUUGGAAGGCCGCUCGGUGGUUGAAAAUGCCCUGCUCAUUGAUCUGCGUGCCUUGAAAGCAGUUACUAUCGCAUCGGAUCGGAAAACCGCCUUGGUCCAAGGUGGCAUUCUUCUUGAAGAGCUCGGAAGCAAGCUUUGGGAAGAGGGCCUGGUCACCCCAACAGGAGCUACCCCAAGUGUAGGUUACGUUGGUUGGGCCAUAUAUGGCGGUUAUGGGCCCUUCUCCUCGCAAUGGGGUUUGGGAACUGACCAGAUUGUCGGCGCCACCGUGAUCAAUCCCGAUGGGGAGAUUAUCACAGCUGAUGAAACCCUCCUACAAGGCAUCCGCGGCGCUGGGGGUCUGUUUGGUGUAAUCGUUGAUCUUACUAUCAAAGUCUAUCCUCUGAAUAGCGUAAGUAUCGCCAUUAUUCGCCCUCUUAUUCGCUUCGGCACUAAUAAUCCAAAGCUCCUCGCUGGCACCAUUAUUUACGACUCCACUGAUAUCUCCAAGACCUUUGUGGACUUUAAUGCUGCCUACGGAAAAAUCCUCGACUCCGAAGGUCUCCCUCCGCAACUGACCAUCCAGCAAAUAGCCGUGAAUGCCCCACCUGGCCGCUGUUUUGGCGUCAUCUUCGUAUGGAGUGGCUCUGAUAUAGACGAGGGCCAGCGCUGGAGCGCAAAAGUCGCUGGCCUAGCUCCUCUACUUAUGAAUACUGUUGCCCUCACCACCAUCCCAGAGUGGUUCGGCCACAACGGUGCCUUGGUCCCAGCAGACGUCUUUGGCUCCAGCGCGACGCACAACAUCAGCCGCAUCCUGCCAGCCGUUGCUGAGACAAUUGGCCGUAACCUCGAGCGUAUGCCCACUGAUCCGGCCACUAUGUUUUCCAUUCAUCAGCUGCGCGGGCCAUCAGCAGCGCCGCAGGAUCAUUCCUCUGUCUUCGUAACGCGUGAGCCGCACUACAUGCUUGAGAUUCUGGGAUAUGUGACAGAGGAGAGAAGGAAGGAGGAAUCGGAAGCGUGGGCGCUACAGACGGCAAAGGAGAUUGAAGAGGCUGAUCCAGAUAACGUCCUGCCCACGACAUAUUUGUCCGUAUAUAGUAGUGCUCGGGCGGGAACGUCGGACGCGGUUCUCAAAAAGGCGUAUGGGUCGAAUGUGGAGAUGCUAAGGAGCCUGAAGUCCAGGUUUGAUCCGGACAAUGUGUUUAGACUGGCUGUGCCGGCGAUGGAGUAG
Penicillium riverlandense is the source of this 1446-nucleotide messenger RNA. Its product is annotated as FAD-binding oxidoreductase. The record is from RefSeq and is a predicted model, not a curated record. The transcript has a single exon. Bases 1 to 1446 code for a protein of 481 amino acids. Lineage: Eukaryota; Fungi; Ascomycota; Eurotiomycetes; Eurotiales; Aspergillaceae. Gene Ontology annotation, molecular function: oxidoreductase activity; FAD binding.